Messenger RNA from Lytechinus pictus (painted urchin), 3354 nucleotides. Its product is annotated as probable thiopurine S-methyltransferase. Bases 312 to 1118 code for a protein of 268 amino acids. The transcript is spliced from 8 exons. The record is from RefSeq and is a predicted model, not a curated record. Lineage: Eukaryota; Metazoa; Echinodermata; Echinoidea; Temnopleuroida; Toxopneustidae. Gene Ontology annotation, molecular function: thiopurine S-methyltransferase activity.
UUUGACUCGGAUAUUUCAUUCUCAAUGACUGCACAAAACUGUAGUGCCGGAUCGAGUGACUACUAUUGACAAAGCUUCGAACGUGAACUUGUAUUGUGUAUAUAUACACAAACAAAACUCAUAUUCAACUAUAUUUACCCUGCAUGACCUGUGCAUAAUAUCUCAGCAUUCUCGAACUAUAUAGGUAUUUAUAUAUUACUGCAAAUCGUCAGUGCAUGUGCCAGUAUGAAUGGAUACCAAAAACAGGUCUACUAUAAUACCUAUAUAUACUCGACGUUUUGUUAUCUUAAAACCGGAGAUUUCGUAGAUCCAUGGAUUUCUGCAAGGGUAAACCUCGUAUAGGGGAGAAACCUGAACAGCUGAUGGAAAUUGAGGCUGACUGGGCGAAGUGGUAUGAUGGUGAUAACAAUUGUGAAUUCGAGAUACAUGCUAGUCCAUGGUUGGAGCGAUGUAUAAAUAGAGUUACUGAUGGAAAGACUGGUAAGAAAUGGUUUGUCCCACUCUGUGAGAAAUCACCGACAAUGAAAUGGCUCUACGAUCACGGCGACGAUGUGAUAGGCGUUGAAUUAGUUGGGAAAGCGAUUGAGAAGUUCUUUGAUACAUACGAUAUGAAGUACACCAAAUCCGCCAUACAUCAGCUUCCUUAUGCGUGCUUGUAUCAGAAUGAUGAUAAACGGGUCAACAUAUUCAAGUGCAACAUAUUUGACGUUACAAAAGAGCUAAUCGGAGGACCGGUGGACGCAGUCUGGGACAGAGGAUCACUACAAGACAUUGAUCACAAAGAUAGACCAAGGUAUGGAGAAAUAAUCAUGUCAGUCCUAAAACCUGAGGGGAAAAUACUCGCUGAAACUUUCGAGGUCAUCGAUGGCGGAAUAGAUCAAACGACGUCGCCUAAUGAAGCAAGAGGUGAAGACGAUCGAGGUCGUGAUACAAUGCCAAGUUCAGAACACACUCCUCAUUCCGUCAACGCAGCGGACUUCAAAAGGAUUUAUGGAGAACGAUGUGAUAUAGAGGUGUUGGCAGAGGAGUAUUGGGAUUCUGAUCAUAAAGUGGUUGAUAAGGAGGAACCUUUCUCAUACAUCAAUACAAUACGACUCAUCUCCUUCACACCUGUUUAACUCAUUUUAUUUGUUUCCUUUUCUUUAUUAUUAUUAUCUAAUUUCACAAUAUGCCGUUAACGGUUAAAGGACAAGUCCACCCCAACAAAAAAGUUUAUUUGAAUAAAAAUAGAAACAAAUCCAACAAGCAUGACAUUGAAAAUAUUCAUCAAAAUCGGAUGUAAAAUAAGAAAGUUAUGACAUUUUAAAGUUUUGCUUAAAUUCACAAAACAGUUAUAGGCACAUACUGGCUGGUAUGCAAAUGAGGAGACUGAUGGCGUCAUCCACUCACUAUUUCUUUUGUAUUUUAUUAUAUGAAAUAGGGAAUAUUUUAUUUCUCUCCUCAUUGUCGAGUGAAACAACGAUUAAUUCCUCCCUGAACAUGUGGAAUGAGCAUUGAUUAAUACUAUAUGAUUUAGUCAAGUUGGUCCUUAAUUAUUGUUAAAUAUAUAUAUAAAAAAAAUGAAAUAUUGUAUAAUUCAAACAAUAAAACACAAAAGAGAUAGUGAGUGAGGGACAUCAUCGACUGUCUCAUUUGAGUUGUACAUUAUCAACUGCUUUGUGAAAAAUAAGCAAAAGUUUAAAAUGUCAUAACUUUCUUAUUUUACAUCCAAUUUUGAUGAAAUUUUCAGCGUUUUGCAAGUUUGAUUUUUCUCUAUUUAUUCAAAUCAACAUUUUUCUGGGGUGGAUUUGACCUUUGAGUGUCGUACAUCUUAAUAACCUUGGUGCGUAAACAAGUGAAAUUAAUAUUGUAACAUGAUCUUACAAGGUAAUGGAGAAAGCUACUGCUCAGUAAAAGCCCGGAGAGCAGCCGAUAGCAGCCUCCAGAUAGUGGGCUGUGGGCUGUGGCCCAGAAUAAUCAGAAACUGAGUACUAUAAACUGAUGAAAAUAAUAACUAGAACAUAAUGCCAUUUAAAGAUUUUUGUGUGAUGAUGAGAAACAGGGACCGCGGAAGCGGGGGGGGGGCUGCCCCCCCCCCCCACUAGGUCCCCUUUUAUUUUCAAUAUAUGUUAAUAGUUUACCUGAAUGUAUUCAUGAAGGUAUUAUAGAUAUGUACGCUGACGACACGACACUUACCGUCAGUGCGAAUGAUGCGACAGUUUUGGAAGAAAAAUUAACUGUUGCAUUAAACAAGGUCAUGGCAUGGAUUAAAGAUAAUCAGCUCGUCCUCAACACUGAAAAAACUUGUGUCAUGAUAAUAGGUUCUCGUGCUAAUCUCAGGAAAAUAGAUUCUUUCACGAUUUUGUUAAACGGUGAUUUGAUAAAUAGAGUUCAAUUCACCAAAUGCUUAGGAGUUUUGAUAGAUGAAGAACUGAAAUGGUCAAAACAAAUAGAAAAUGUAUGUAAACUUACUCAGAAAAGCAUUGGCAUAAUAAAGAGAGCGAAAAGUUCUUUGCCUGUGCAGUCCUUAAAGUUGCUUUAUAACAGUUUAGUGUUGCCAAGAUUUGAUUACUGUUCUGCUGUAUGGUCGAAUAGAUUUCAAUCCCAUACAAUUAAGCUGCAAAAAAUUCAGAAGAGGGCUGCAAGAAUUAUAUUGAACAAGACAUACGACACACCGUCGGCUGAUUUGUUCACAAGUCUUAAAUGGAUGACACUAGACAAACGAUUUGAGCUCAGUCGCGUUUUGAUGAUAUUUAAAUGUGUCCAUAAUUUAGCACCUUCUUACCUUCAGGUAAACUUAACCAAUCCAAAUGAUGUACAUGAACAUCAUACCAGACAGAGAGACAGUGGAUAUUUAAGCGUGCCCAAGUUUCGCACUGAUUGUUAUAAGUGUAGUCCAAUCGUAUCUUCAAUAUUUAAAUGGAAUAAGCUUGAUAAUUCAAUUAGAACAGCUCCUUCUGUCAUUUCAUUUAAGAGAAUGUUUAAAAGAACUUGUAAUUUAUAAAUAACUUGCGGAACAUCCACUGUUGUGCUUAUUUUGUGUUAGCAUGACCUUGAUGAUUUGGUGUAUAUUAUCAGUAUUUUCAAGAUGUCCUUCUUAAUUAAUUUGAUUUAUUGAUAUUUUAUUAUACGUCAAACGAGUGCCCGUCUGCGUUUUGUUUGCUGCUAAGUUUGUUAAUGUUUCGUUUUACAUUCAAAUCCUAAUGUGAAUCUUAAUGAUGUAACAUUCUGUACAUACGUUAUGCAUUUUGUAAAUAUGUUUAUUGUUAUUCAGGGCCUCAUGGAAGACCACUACUUAUUGGUGAAUGGGCUACCCUGUCAAAAUAUCAGAAAUAAAUAAAUAAAUAAAAAUUUCCAAAACCGUGUACAAAAACG